AUGACUCAGCUGUUUCAAAUUGUUUUCAAUGUUCCAAUGGAAUGUCAGUCAUGUGUAGACUCCGUCAAUCAUGCUCUCGAAUCAUUAAAAGGUCUUGAGAAUAUUGAAGUUGACUUAACGACAGAAACGGUAACAGUGGUUGGGUGCUUGCCACCCUCUGAAAUUGUCAAAAAGAUUCGUGAGACAGGUAAAGAUGCUAUUAUUAGAGGAACCGGUAAGCCAAACUCCGCUGCCGUAUGUAUCCUAGAGUCUUUCGAUCCCAAUGACUUUGAACGACCUGUUAAAGGAUUAGCUAGAUUUGUUGCUGUGAGUGACGAUGAGCUAUUAGUUGAUUUAACUGUCAAUGGACUUCCAAAAGGUACAUAUUAUCCACUGAUCAGGACUUCGGGAAAUUUAAGUGAAGGUGCGUUUUCUACGGGUGGAAUAUUUCACCCAUUUGCACCCAUUGAAGUUGAUCAACUCUCGGACAUUUCCACCAAGAUCAGUUCCAUAGGUGCCUUCAGUCAAUCUACUUCUGAAUUAUGCUCGGGUCAAUCAUUUCUUCAAGCAAAGUUAAAGAUUCACGAGCUAAUUGGAAGAAGUAUGGUGCUUUCUAAGUUGAAAACCGAGAUUAGCAGUGAUGCGCUUUGUGGAGUCAUUGCCAGAAGUGCUGGCGCAUGGGAAAAUGACAAGUCAGUUUGCAGCUGCACAGGUAAGACAGUGUGGCAGGAAAGAGUUGAUGCUGUUAAUAGGGGCGUUACUUCCUAG
This is a messenger RNA of Sungouiella intermedia, 747 nucleotides long. The record is from the annotation of a GenBank genome assembly. NCBI's taxonomy places the organism in Eukaryota, Fungi, Ascomycota, Pichiomycetes, Serinales, Metschnikowiaceae.